AGAUCUCGUUCUUCAGGAGAGAAGCUUCACAUUACAUGCUUAAUUUUCAUUUUGUGUUAUAAUUUAAUGGAUGGCUCUGCGUAGCCUCAUUCUUGAUCUUGACACUUCACUUGUGGAUAAUCUUAAAAUGAUGGUAGUAUUAUUCUACAUUACUUAAGUUUUUGGAACCAAUUUCUCUUUUUCACCGUCUCAUGUAAAACUGCUAAUUGAGAUGGUUAAUAGUUCUGAAAAUUUCUAAUUCAUUUCCCGGUUGUGUUCAAUGUAUUCAGAUAAUGGUGGUCACUCUCAACAAUCACAACAAUGUUCUCAAGCAUCACAGAAUCAUGUUGUCAAAAUUCCACCAGAUCCCUCUCCUGCAUCAGGAGUUGCAUCAAAACAAUCAAAGUCUCCAACUGGCAUUCGAAUGCCCCAAACACCACGUUUGCCUCCAGUGAACAAUAAUGUCGCAUACAAUUCCAGAUCUGAGAAUCGAUUCUCACGACGAUCUGUCUCUGACUUAAGUUUAAUGUUCAUGUUCACAUAUGAAGAAUUAGCAGUGGCAACCAAUGACUUCUCAGAAACUAACUUGCUAGGAGAAGGUGGUUUUGGGUAUGUACAUAGAGGAAUCCUCCAAAAUGGCAAAGAAGUUGCUGUUAAACAGCUUAAAGAUGGAAGCUCACAAGGGGAGCGUGAGUUUCAGGCAGAGGUCGAGAUUAUAAGCCGUAUACACCACAGGCAUCUUGUUUCCUUGGUUGGGUUCUGCAUUGCUGGAGCCGAUAGAAUGCUCGUUUACGAGUUUGUUCCAAACAAGACAUUAGAGUUUCACUUACAUGGAGAGGGGAGACCAACCAUGAACUGGGCUACCAGAUUAAAAAUUGCUCUGGGCUCUGCAAAGGGACUUGCAUACUUACAUGAAGAUUGCAAUCCUAAGAUCAUUCAUCGUGAUAUCAAAGCAGCUAAUAUCCUUCUUGACUUUAAAUUCGAGGCAAAGGUUGCAGAUUUUGGGCUUGCAAAGGUUAUUUCUGAUGUCAACACUCAUGUUUGCACCCGAGUAAUGGGAACAUUUGGGUAUAUGGCUCCAGAAUAUGCGUCCAGUGGGAAGCUCACAGAAAAAUCUGAUGUCUUUUCUUUUGGAGUCAUGCUGCUAGAAUUGAUUACAGGACGGCGGCCUGUCAUAUCUGUGAAAUCCUUCAUGGAUGAAGGCUUGGUAGAUUGGGCAAGACCUUUGCUUGCACGAGCUUUGGAAGAUGGCAACUAUGACACUCUUGUUGAUCCAAAGUUGCAGAAGGAUUAUGAUCCCAAUGAGAUGGGAAAUAUGAUCGCCUGUGCUGCUGCUUGUGUGCGCCAUUCCGCCCACCUUCGACCACGCAUGUGUCAGGUUAUCCAUGCCUUGGAAAAAGACAUUCAUCUGGCUGGUUCAGGAGAUAGUAGUAUGAGAUCAGAACACAAAAUGGUUGAUGGCUCACAUGGACCCAUAGAAUAUGACACAGUCCAGUACAAGGAGGACAUGAAUAAAUUCAGGAAAGUAGCACUGGGGAGCAUGCAGAUUGGACGCGAUGAUUAAGAUGGAUCCAACCCAGGAUCUAGUCUGCACUUAGAGUCAAUCAGCAAAGGCCAAUCCAACUUAUGAUUCACAUUCGAGGCCUGCUUCCAUAUACUACCCUUGUACAUUACCUUGAUUUUGAGAGUGUGAAUCAA
Molecule: messenger RNA, 1677 nt
Organism: Telopea speciosissima
Lineage: Eukaryota; Viridiplantae; Streptophyta; Magnoliopsida; Proteales; Proteaceae
Product: proline-rich receptor-like protein kinase PERK1
Exons: 7
Coding region: 260-1543 (427 amino acids)
Biological process (GO): protein phosphorylation
Molecular function (GO): ATP binding; protein kinase activity
Source: RefSeq, a predicted model, not a curated record